This is a messenger RNA of Actinia tenebrosa (Australian red waratah sea anemone), 1707 nucleotides long. RefSeq lists its product as uncharacterized. Gene Ontology annotation, cellular component: membrane. NCBI's taxonomy places the organism in Eukaryota, Metazoa, Cnidaria, Anthozoa, Actiniaria, Actiniidae. The record is from RefSeq and is a predicted model, not a curated record.
CAGUAAUAAGUUCGUGGUUUUUUCAAUGUCAAGCAGGCAUUGAUUGAUGGGAAGGUGCGAGAGAGUGCCUUGACAAUAUCACGUACCGUCAAAACAUGGCGGAAGUAUUUUAUUCCACCAAAGCAGCACUUCAUAUUGGCAUUGUUGAUAUUAUUUGUGGAUUGAUAAGUAUAGGAAUUGGAGCGUUUAGCACUAGAAAUGAUGACCAUUCCGUCUUUACGGAAUUCAAACCCGAGGGGCUUCCAGUCUGGGCGGGAAUCCUUUUUGUCAUAACAGGAGGGCUAGGAGUUCUAAGCUUCAAAAAUCCAAGAAAAUGCAUGAUCAUAUUUUUCAUGAUGUUUUCUGUGUUCUGUGUUGGUGGAUCAGUCAUAAUCUUCUGGUGUUUGAUGCCUCAGAUGCAAUCUGGCAAUGAAACCAUCUCAUGGACUCUAUCUUAUGGAUCCUUCUUAACCCUAACUGCAAUAGCAUUUAUCGUCAGUAUGAAAGCCAUAUUUAUAUGUUUUAGAUUUACCAUUUCACAUGGUUGUAACUGUUCUAAAAGGAAUCCUCCGAGACAGAGACCACCUGCAGUAAUAGAACUUGGAACCACGUUAGAUUUAUCAAUUCAGCAUGAACCAAGUUCACAGAGAAGAACUAGUCGGCCAAUCCCAAGUCAUAGGGGUGCGUCAGGGUCUUGCAGAAGUCAAAGACAACACAAUCCAUACAGGCCCUCAGAUAGAAGAAGAAGAUCAAGAGACAGAUAUCAAGAUAGAGAAAGACCUACACUGCGCAUAACUCAAAAUGAUCAGUCACGAGAGAGACAAAAUGUACGGGACGAACAAGCAAGGACACCAUUAGUACAAAUGCAAAGACCUACGCCUCCCCCUCCACCCCUGCCCCCUGCUUAUCAAACAAUCAAAUUUCCAUACUUACCGUCCUAUUCAGAGGUGGAAGCACUACCGCCUCCUCCUCCAUAUACAGAAAAAUAGAUUUAUGACGAAUUUUAUAUACGAAAAUAUAUUUAAUUUGAACAUGGGUGUGUGUUCGAACCUCUAAUUUAUCUCAGGAAAGAAGAAUUUCUUAAUUUAUUGGAUUGAAAAUGAUCCGCUUUUAUUAUAGAUGGAAUCAAUUAUUAAUCGGUCAAAAUGGUGCAGAAUGACAGUGAGCCAUAUUUGUCCCUGAUCUGGUGUCUAUAAAGAUCUAGUUUUAUCAGAAGGUUUACUAUUGUACUAGUAAGAUUGUUUAGGUUCCAGAAAAUAUUCAUACCUUCCCACAGUGCUUGAAAUAACGGCCAGACAUCUGACAAUCUGUCUGCUCAGAAUAAUAAUAAUUGUAACCUGUCUGGUCAAAUCUUUACGUUACCAGUCAUUUUGACCAGUAAUGUUAAGCCAGAAACGAGAUACAGUAUGAUUGAGCUAAAACUAAUUUAGCUUGURAUCAUGACCAGCGACUGAUUGGCCAUUAUUUUAAGCCCUGCCGCACACAGGAAGUCUUUAGGUUACUUUAAUUUUUCACGGGAAAUUUAGCCUGGGUGGAUAGACAAGCAGAGGGUUAUGUAGUAUCAUUCUAAGUGCAGGUCCAAACCAUGGUUAUCUAAUUAAUAGAUGAUUAGCUGUUAUUGUCAAUAAUUGUUAAGUAAUUUGAAAAUAAUUACUGUGUUGACACUCGAACCAUGAACACUUCAAGGUUUUUUAUCUUUUUAGAAUUAUAUCCAAUCAAAAACCACAA